UGUGUGUAUGGUGUGUGUAUAGUUUGUGUGUGUGUGUGUGCGCGCGCGCGUGCUUGUGUGUGUGCCUUUGUGCAUCAGAAGCUGGGAUAAAGGAGCAGAGGAGCAGAGGAGCAGGCUGUCCCGCUCUCGUUUUUUAUUCAUUUUCCUCCAUUCUCUGCUGCCGUCGCUCUGCGUUGAACACCUGAACCGGACAAGAGUGGAGCGGAGUUGAGUGUGUGUGUGUGUAUAGUGUGUGUAUAGUGUGUGUGUGUGUGUCUGUCUGUCUGUCUGGGGAAGUGGGGGGGUGGAGUCCAGCGAGGGAAAGAUGAGAUGAAAGAGCCAGGUGAGGAAAAAAGACACAGGACUGCCUCUCCCUCUCUGCCUCCCUCUCUCUCUGAUGUGGUGUAGCGUGAGUGUGUGUGUGUGUGUGUGUGUGUGUGAGUGAGUAAGUAAGUGUUUGUGUUUGUGUGUCUGUGUGUGUGAAAGAGAGAGAGCCAAAUCGGUCCACUUCCUCAUGUGAGCAGACAGUGAACCUGAAGGAGCAGCUCUUCUCCACACUAACUAAGAAUUCCAACUAUCCAACCAGGAGACACUUCUGGGAUAAUGUGUUGCAUCGGAGGAGGAAGAUAAUGACCUGGACUUUCGUCUGGAUUGUCACUGAGUGAAGCCUUCUCCUAUCACUUCAGCAGACACAUCCCAUUUUGUCCACUGUCUAGACUUGCCGGGGUCACCAGGAGGUCACCAGGAGCUGCGUACUUCUGAGCAGCCCAGGGUGACCUGCCGAUGACCUAUUCAGGCUCACCUGGCACGACAAAACACCAUAUCCGUCUAAGACCCUGUUCCGCAUCCCUCACCCUUUUACCGAAGCUGUGAACCCCAAGUCACCGGUUCCGUAGCCCGACCCCACUGUAGUGGAGGAUGGAUGAUGGGCCUGUGAUCAACCCUGGCCGCUCUCUUUCCGUCUCUCCCAACCUCUCAUGGAGCUUCCUGCUGAAACCUCCUCCACCUCCCCCUGGAACACCUCCACCUUCUUCUCCGUGACUCCAGGACCCUGGCUUCCAGCUCUCCCAGGCACAUUGCACCCCAACGGCUCUAACGCAAGCCUUCCUGUAGACCUCCCGCUGUCCCUGACCCAGUCACUGGCGCUGGGUGCCAUGCUCCUCAUGGACCUCUUAGCCGUCGUUGCCAACCUAUCCGUCAUGGUGGUCAUCGCCAAAACACAGCAGCUGAGGAAGUUCGCCUUCAUCUUCCACCUGUGUCUGGUCGACCUGUUGGCGGCUCUGGUGCUGAUGCCUCUGGGCCUUCUGUCGGGCCGGGUCUUGGAGCACGACGAGGCCCUUUGCCGGACCUACCUGUGCCUCAGUGUUGGCCUCGUCAGCGCCGCCAUUUUGUCCAUCUCGGCCAUCAACGUGGAGAGGUACUAUUACAUCGUCCACCCGAUGCGCCACGAGGUCAAGAUGACCCUGGGGGUGGUGGUCUCUGUGGUGGUCGGGAUCUGGCUGAAAGCCAUCGUGAUGUCAGCUCUGCCACUGCUGGGUUGGGCCCUGCAAGGAAACCAGGGCCCGGGGUUCGGCACCGGGGGGGGUUUAGGGGGACCCUUGAACCUGGGUCCACCGGGCCAGAGACGUUGCUCCCUGCACUGCAACGUCGGGGGGGGGACCACGCGUUUGCUCUUCAUGGUCUUCUUUGCGUUCGUCUACUUCCUGUGCCCGGCGCUGAUCAUUCUGGUCGUGUACUGUAACAUGUUCAAGGUGGCCCGGGUGGCAGCCACGCACCACGGCCCCGCCUGGACGGACACGCCUGGGCCGCGCAGCAGCCGCUCCAGCGUGGUGGCCAGCCUCGGCGGCCCGUGCCCCCAGCGGCCCACCCCCAGCCAGAGGACCUUCAACGGGGGCAAGGCGGCGGCCGUCCUGGGCGCUGUCGGGGGCCAGUUCCUUUGCUGCUGGCUUCCUUACUUCUCCUUCCACCUGUACUCCGCCUUGGCGGGCACCCCUCCGGCCUCCCCGGCGUUCUUCCAGUUGGAGGAGGUCGUCACGUGGAUCGGCUACUUCUGCUUCACCUCCAACCCCUUCUUCUACGGCUGUCUGAACCGGCAGAUCCGCACUGAGCUGGGACGAAGCCUGGCCUGUCUCUUCAAGAGUGUGGGUCCGGGGGAUGGGGAUCAGCUGGCCAGCCGAGAGGCCUCCAUCGAGGAGAACUUCCUCCAGUUCCUCCAGGGGACAGGCUGCAAUCUGGAGCCCCGCGGAUCUCUGGCGCCCAGCAGGGCACGCAAGCCUGAGGAGGACGAGGAGGAGGGCGAGAAGGAAGAGGGGAGAGAGAGCGGCCCGAUUCGAGAAGGACCCGGUCAGGAGAACAUGCCGGUCCUGGAACAGACGCCCGUUGACUUCCACAUCCCCGGGCAGCUCAUCGAGGAGACCUCGGAGUUCCUGGAGCAGCGGCGCCAGCACCGUCAAAGCCUCAACAAUGAGAUCAACCUUGCAGACAACUGCUGCAGGAUAAACAGGACAAUACUUGACAGCGCCUGAGCUCCAUGACCGGACCGGGAAAUAUCCGCAGCGGGCCUUUCUUGGAGCCUCGCCUCAGAGGUGGAAAAACAGGUCCUAUCUUGGAAGCCAAGCAUAGAUUAUGUGUCUGUAUAAUCUAUUUAACACUAUGCUCGAUGAUUUUGUGUGGGGUGUGUACAUAAUGAGUACGAUGACAAGUGCUUUUUGAGGUGAAGCCCCUGGGGAGCUUUUCAGACGGGCCUCAGUUGAAUCAAACUUUGCGUUGUGUUCACACAGUAGAUUAUUCCAGCGGUCAAAUUAACCCAGAGACUGGUCCAGGCUAGUGUAAAAUAAAUGAAAACAACUACAGGGGCGGUGCUACACUGGUAUUCUUUCAAUUUUCCAGAAUUAAACAGGAUUCAAGAACAUUCGAAAAUAAAAGCCCUGGGUUAAUGUGUGUUUAAAUGACCCCCAGCACUGGUAUCUUCUUAUGAAGAAUUCAGGUUAUUGUCCCAAUGCUCAAUGUGCAUUCUUCUGCACUUUUCCCAGAAUCAGUCCCUUUACCAGUGAUCAGGAAGUAUGACGAAUGUUUUGGGGAAAAUUCUGUAUAAAUUCAGGAAAUGCCUUACGACUAUUGUCAAGGCUUUUUGAGCGAUUCCUAAAUUGUCUGAUUUUAAAUGUAGAUGUCUGACUGUACCUCUGGCAUGAUGGCAUUGAUGCCUGUUUUCUAUGAAGACCAAAUCCAUCUCACAUUAUAUACGGCCAGUCUCCCUCCCUGUGUCCUUCAAUGAAUCCAUGUGUCUUUUGCCACUCACUCGUCUUUUAGGUUUGUGAAUAUGAGGGUGGGUGAAUAUCUAACAUAUUUGUAUUUGAGAGCCUUUGUUUUCACGAGGGUAGCACAGAAAAGAAAUGUCAGAGCGGAAAAUUUUAAUUAUCCAAGACAAUCAGACAAAUGUUAAACUACAAUCAUUUACAUAAAUACAGUAGCAGGCAAGAAGCCAUUCGAAACACAGAUGUUGCAUGCCGUUUUCAUGAGCGUUCAUUCCCCGCUCCAGUCCUAUCCUUUUCUUCCUAACGUGACCAAGAAACGAAUGCAGAUUGAGACGUUUUCGUCUGGUAGACAUGAAAGAAUAUUCACAGCCAUUUCUGACUGCAUCUCAGUCUGAAAUAUUCAUUAGCUGAGUCCCAAAUGGCGCCUCCCGGUUCACUACUUUCUGCCCAUAUUAGUGCUCUUUGCAGGGAGCAACGCGCCAUUUGGGAAAGAUCUAUUGUGUUAACAGUAUAAUGUCACAGCUGCUUCGUGCCAACGUUAUUUAUAGCACGCUGGCGUACGAUUUUAUUUUAGACCCGACACAAUCUUAGUUGGUGUGUGUAGUUUUGCAGAAAACCAUAUUAGCGUGUUCCUGCAAUAUCACACAGACAACCCAAGUUGCUUACAUAUGGUUUAUAUUUAAAUGUUGUUGUUUUCUCAAGAAUUGUGAUGCAGAUUAUUUGGCAUGACUAGUAAACGGUUAGGCAAUAAUUAUUGUUUGCAAUAAGUGUUUAAUAACAAAUAUUGCUUUUCCUUUUAGCACAUUUCCACAGCCCCAUGCUCAAAUCUCUGUCUUUCCAGAAGUCUGUUGCUCAAAUGUCAGUUGAGAUUCAAAAUGUCACCGGGAGAGUUAGAUAGCAGCAGAUUUUACUAUGGAAGCAGGCUUCAGUUGGGACAGUAAGUACAUAUUCCUAAGAUUGCGGAACCUCAUCUGAAACUGCGCCUUACUCCCAGAAGCGCACUUCCAACUCAUGGGCCCCAGUCUAGAGUAGUGCACUGUCAGGGGAAUAGACUCCCAUUUGGGACUUGUCCCUGGGGGGAGAUGGCCACUGUCCAGGAUGUCCCUGGUGUUUACAGGUAAAUGUUGGUGAGUGUCUGAUAGCGCAGGCAGGCUGUUCUGUGUUUCCCCAUAAACAGGGCUUGUUGUGGCUACAUGGCACAGGUGACAGGUGGCAGGACGCUCUGUUGUCCUCACAAACUGUAUUCUCUCUCUUUCUCUCUUUUCAGCUCAAAAGGCUUUAUCGCUGUAUGAGAAAUUAGACGCUCACAAACACACAGAAUGCCAAAGCAAAGUGGAAUCUUAUGUCUUUUAUGAUGUUGUUGCAGGAGGACUUGUUCAGAGCUUGUUUGAAGCCAUGUUUGAUGUUUAAAAAGGAUUCUAAAGUUUGUAAUCACCACUUUGACAUGUUUAUUUUUUUUUACAUAACCUUAUAUAUAGAGAGAACAGCUUUUUCAGGAAUCUCCAUGCAUUUUAAUCCACAUAAGUCUUCACUCACAUUUACCUGCUGCAGGAUUUAGUGAAGAUGAGAUUCAUUUCAAAUCAGUGAUCAUGACCUCACACCCUCUCUCUCUCUCUUGGUCUCUUUCGCUCUCAAUUUCUUCCUCUCGUUCUCUAUUUAUUUUUUAUUUUUUAUUGAUCCCAGGCUUUGUGGAUAUAUGGCUAUACGUGUUUCAUAAGAAGAUUGACAGUAUAUUUAUUGCUUCUCUCAUUCAAUAUUUUAUUUUGUACCUGUCUACCGAAGAUGAACGUGCCUGUUUAGGUUUCAGGUCCUCCAGUGAUCUACAGUGGUUUCCUAUCAAAGUGUACUGAUUAAAGGAACAGACACAAGAUGAACCUCUGUGCAUUUUCUGUGACUUAAGGACCCCUACUUAACAGACUAAUAGAACAGGACCCCUGUUUAACAUACUGUCCUUAUAUUGUUGGACAAUAAAUCUGUGUUCUUGUGAGAUUCAUAUGUGCGAGUAAGUGUAAGUGUGUGUGUGUGUGUAUGUGCAUGUGUGAGUGUGUGUGUUUAAAUGUAUUGGUUGUACUGGCAGGGGGUGUCCAGAGAUGAUGUAUAUUGGGAUGAUGUCACAGAGGUACAGUGUUCUGAAGGACAUACCAGCCAGAGAAUCAAAACCAUCAUGCUUCACGGCAUGGGGAAGUUCUGAUGGACUGGCUCACAAAUUAUUUCAUUUAACCUUAAUUUUAUCAGGGAUUCAGUCUGAGACCAAGUUGACUUUCACAGAUUCGUCCAGAUCUACCAAAACACACAUGCCCAGUGAAAACAAAAUGCAAGCAGAAACACACGUUCAUCAGUAUGCAUGCACGCUGCUUUGGGUGUGAGCGUCUGCUGGAUGAAAUGCUGAAGUGCAAAUUAGGAUGACACAUCAGGUGACAGACAUUCUGUGAUAAUAGUCACUAUUUGGGACACUGUCAAGAAAUGUGCAUCUCUCAAUGUGUGGGGGACACUUUUUUUGGCAAACUCUCAUGAGGAGAGGCUCCCACCCAGCUCAUGAGGUGACAGGAGCCCCCUAGAGGCGGAAUGCCUAAUUAAACUUGAAUUAAAUUAAUUAUAUUGUGUGGAUUAAACUGUCAUGUUUAAAUUCAUUACAUUUCUCACAAAAAGCAGAAUAUUCUAAUUGUUAUGUUCUGCUGUUUGGUUAUUAAAUAAAAGUCAAUUUCAGUUCCAUGUUAAAUCUCAUUUAAUAUCAUAUACGGAUAAUAUAAGAAUACUCUCUGAGGUUACCACCAGGACAGCAAUGAGAUCAUUCCACAGUCCUCAGAAAAUGCAUGUCCUAGUUUGUUUACACCCUUAUAACUAGUACUGUCCAUUCAGUGCCACGACAUGGGUUAACUACACGUGACAUGCAUGCUAUGUCAUGCUUCUGUGCCGGGCGCCAUGCUAUUUAAUGAUAUCUCUUUCCUGGCUGCGAGCCUAUUCAGAUUAGAACAAUUGUCACAACAGCAAUUUAAUUUGAAUAACAAUGACCUAAUGUUUUAAUGAAACAUUCUGUUCACACUAGCAAUGAGAACUCCACAGCACUUUGGAAAGACCUCCAGCCCAGAAGGCAUUUAAACUCACUGACAAGGUUGUUAUCAACUGACAAUCUCGCCCGUUUGAACCGUGAAAAAUAUGUUUAUUUGAUGCAAAUCUUCAAGCCUCGUUCAUCUAAAUAAAACUUGUAGUAUAAAUACUCCCUAAUUCCCUGUGGCCAACCUGGCCUCUCUAGAUCACAGCCUGCAAGACAUGAUCAGCAACUGGUCAUACAUAACACAUGAUUAUAAUGCUUCUCAUUAAAAACAUGUGAUACACAUUAUUUUGAUUUGAUUCAAAAUUGUUAUUUAACACUUCAAACUUGGGAUAUUAAAGACCUUGUUACAAUGACGAUUGCUGGUGUGUAUCUGAGCAACUGUGUGAUUCUCACUACACGGUAAUACACCAGAUUAUUGACAAUUGUUAGAAAACUGUGCAAAGAGUUCAUUCAAUUAACUGAACCCCAUACCAAAUGCCGCCAGUAUUAGCUGUUUGGACAAAACUUUUAUUGCAGAACCUCAAUCUCUGGGCCCAGCUAACACACUAGAGACCUAGCUGCAUAUGUUCACGCUCCAGUGACAUAACUCCCACCGGAGUCUGACUGAAUAUAUGUUUAUUCAAAAGAUAUUCUUCCCACCCAAUUUUCGUCCAAGUUGGGUGGGAAGAAACCGGUUAGCUCUGCAGUGCAGACAGCCCUCAAGUUGCUUUUCAAAUAAUGGAUUGAGCCUCCAUCAAUGGAGCAACUGUGUGCUUUGUUGUUGGGCUGGAGAGAGAGAGAGAGAGAGAGAGAGAGGUGUCCUCCUGGAAGUUGUAAUGGAACAAAUGGAACAAACGCUCUAUGACCUUUCAACUGCAGUGGGAUGGAUCAAAGAGCUGUAAAUCGGCUUCUGUCUAAUUUCAACCGGGCUACUGAAUAGCAGAAGCCAUGGCUAUAGCCUGGCGAUUGGAGAAUAUGAUUAGUCAUUAUGGCUUUACCUGGUUAUCAGGUCCGGACUUUUGGCUGCCAAUGGUUUAGCUGGUUUAGCAUGCCUGGAAGAGUCUCAUCAUGGCUUUCACAAGGUUGUCAGGUCUAAAAUUGAGUCAUCAUGGCUUUACCUGGUUGUCAGGUCAAGAAUGAUGUAAUUAUGGCUUUACCUGGUUGUCAGGUCAAAAAUGAUGUAAUUAUGGCUUUACCUGGUUGACAGGU
Messenger RNA from Esox lucius (northern pike), 7476 nucleotides. It is a transcript of the gene gpr61, whose product is annotated as G protein-coupled receptor 61. Gene Ontology annotation, cellular component: signaling receptor complex; plasma membrane; endosome. Lineage: Eukaryota; Metazoa; Chordata; Actinopteri; Esociformes; Esocidae. Gene Ontology annotation, molecular function: G protein-coupled receptor activity. The coding region runs from base 957 to 2504 and encodes 515 amino acids. The record is from RefSeq and is a predicted model, not a curated record. The transcript is spliced from 4 exons. Gene Ontology annotation, biological process: G protein-coupled receptor signaling pathway.